AUGGUCUCCAACCUGGCCGCAGCGGCAGCCAACGUGCAAAUUGAGAACGCGCUGGGGGUGACGGCGGCGCACUGGGCGACGCUGGGCGGCAGCGCCUCUAUGCUGUCUCUACUAAUGCACCUGAGCGCAGAUCUCGACGCAGUGGACUACAGCUGGAACACGCCGCUGCACGUCGCCACCUGCUACGCGCGACCCCACGUCGUCAGCGAGCAGCUAGCUAGCUUGCAGCUGCUGCUCGGCGCCUGCGCCUCCGUUGCCAAUUCGAUAGGCAUCACCCCACUGCACGCAGCCGCGCCAUAA
This is a messenger RNA of Schistocerca cancellata (South American locust), 300 nucleotides long. RefSeq names its product ankyrin repeat domain-containing protein 1-like. Lineage: Eukaryota; Metazoa; Arthropoda; Insecta; Orthoptera; Acrididae. Gene Ontology annotation, molecular function: protein binding. The record is from RefSeq and is a predicted model, not a curated record. The coding region runs from base 1 to 300 and encodes 99 amino acids. The transcript has a single exon.